UCAGGUCCCCGAUGACCGUGAGCGGGGCAGUGCGGCUCUGCGGCGCCCCACCUCUGGAGUGGUCUGCUGCUGGAGUUUGGACCUUGUGAUUCUUGUCUUCUUCCUCUCUUCCCCAUCCUGUCCGUCCUCUCCCCCUCCCCCUUUCCCCCCUUGUCCCCCCUCCCAUGCGUCGUGGUGUUGGACGUCAUGAGCAUAGUAAUUGCACUGGGAGUCACUACACCUGAAACGUCUUACUCAGAUAUGGCUGCUGGAUCAGACCCUGAGUCAGUUGAAGCAAGCCCUGCAGUAAAUGAAAAAAACUUCAACCACAGCUGUGGGAGUGCACAGAGUCAUGGGUAUCGGGGACUACCAUAUGCUAUGCAACAGUCUUCCGUUGUGUGUUGUCAGGAUCACAACUAUGGCGCGCCCCCUCCCCCAACCCCACCUGCCUCCCCGCUCUCCCAAACCAUCAUUCCCCGCAUGGAUCUCAACAGCGUGGUACACCACUCCUGCUAUUACAAAGGUACUGAGGACAACUCAGCCGACAGCGACAGCUCCUCAGAGGAAGAUGGAGUAGUCCCCAGCUGGUGCCACUGCAACCAGACACUAGACGGCUUGGUCAGCUGCAGGGAACUGGACAGGAGGAAAGGAGCAGAUGGCCAACAAAGAAAAACUGAAAAUGUCUCAGCUGGAGAAAGCAGUGCAACAGAAAGUGGCGAUGAAGAGGUUUCACCUUCCACCAUCUCCUACACGGCCACCCAGCAUACUCCCACCAGCAUAAAACUUACUGUCAACCGAAUCAAAAGAAGCAAAUCCAAAAAGAGGAAAAAGAGCACAGAGAAAGCACGCGGAACACCAAAGGAAAAGAAAGUUAAGGCUUUCAGAGAAGGUUCUAGAAAAUCAAUGAGGAUGAAGAACUCAACCACAGAGGCCAGCGUGCUAGAUGAGAAUACAGCCGAGGGGUGGGAAAGUAAAAUCCGCCAGUGGACGGACCAGUAUGAGGAGGCUCUGGCUAACCAGUACAGCGCUGAUAUUCAGAUGCUGCUCCAGCUUCACGGCUCCACGGUCUCCAAGGUGGAGAGUGGCAGCACUACGCCUCUUUCCACCACACAGAUGCACGCCUCCGUUGACGCCAUGGACACCAUUAAUCGCACUGAGCUGGCCUGUAACAAUACAGUGCUGGGCUCUCAAAUGCAGCUCCAACUGGGACGGGUAACACGGGUACAGAAACACAGGAAGAUCCUUCGAGCCGCAAAAAACCUGGAACCAGACACACUUAUCAUAGAGUAUCGGGGAAAGGUCAUGCUUAAACAACAGUUUGAAGUCAAUGGGCACUUUUUCAAAAAGCCUUAUCCUUUUGUGUUGUUCUAUUCAAAAUUUAACGAUGUAGAAAUGUGUGUUGAUGCAAGGACAUUUGGAAACGAUGCCAGAUUUAUCAGGAGGUCCUGCACGCCUAAUGCCGAGGUCCGGCAUAUGAUUGCUGAUGGAAUGAUACAUCUGUGUAUCUAUGCCGUUAGUCAAAUUGCAAAGGACUCUGAAGUCACGAUUGGAUUUGACUACGAGUUCAACAGCUGUAAUUAUAAAGUGGACUGUGCCUGCCAUAAGGGCAACCAGAACUGCCCCGUGCAGAAACACAAUAUGAGCCCACGGGAGAGCUUGCUGAGUCCUCCAUCUCUGCCUCCUCCCUCUCCAAUUGUUGGUGCGGAGACCCGGCGGAGAAAAGCAAGACGGAAAGAGCUGGAGGGCUGUCUGGCCAGUGACGGUAACAAGUCCCUCGACCAGCAGCCCGAGUCCAAAGAUCUGCACGGAAACAGUGACACAGAGGAGAGACCACUGGAGGAGAUUAAAGUGGAAGGACAGGAAGUGGAGCUGGAUGAAAAUGGGCUUGCUACCUCCAGUAAAAGAAUGUCUAACAGCCUGGAAAGGAGGAGGAGAAGGGUUGGGGGAGCUGAGGUUAAGGAUGAGGUUGUGGAAAUUGAGGAUGGGGCAGGAAACCCCGCAGGGAAUACCUCGAUAUCCCACAGCACCGGAGUGGGGGUCAGCACACGACGUACCACCUACGUCAUGGAUCCCCUGCCAACUGAAGAAAAGAUGCCAUUAACCAAUCCCCCUGCCCCGGCCGCUCCCACCAAACCUACCAGGAAUACCAAGCCCCGGCCCAAAAGUCGGAUGUCGCGCUACCGGUCAAACUCAUCCCAGCGUGCCCGGCGCCAGCGCCAAGCACUCGCCCAGCAGCCAGCAGCGCUGGCCUCCGCUGUAGCCUCGGCCCAGACAUCCGCCGAGCAGACCGCUGCUGUCCACAGGGAGGGGGCUCAGGGCCCGUACGGGGCCGAGCACGGUCACGGCGACUGUAGCCUUGCAGGUCAUAUCGUGGACGGCGAUGGCCAGGGCCUACACAGCAUUAACAGAAGCAACAUGCGCCACCCAAAGACCAAAAAGUACCUCGUGACUGAAUGGUUAAAGGACAAGGUCCCCGCAGGGGAGAAAGUUCCCCAAGAGAUGCCUGUUGAACGCCCACUGCGAAUAACUACUGACCCCACAGUGCUCGCCACCACCCUCAACAUGCUUCCCGGCCUGUCCCACCCGUCACUCAUCUGUACAACACCCAGACACUACAUUCGUUUCGGCUCCCCGUUUAACCCCGAGAGGCGCCGGCCCCGCCCACUCCAAAUGGACGGCACCUACGGAUGCUACAAAAAGAGAUGGAUCAAGCAGGUGGUGGAUGAGAGCUGCUCGACCAGUGUGGAGGACGGCACUGACUCCACCUCAUCCCAGCAAAGCACCAGUAGUAGGUCUACCCCCAACCCCCUGUGCAGCGAAGUCAACGCACCAUUUAAAAAGCGACGCUGCAAGUACAUGACUGAAACGGCAUCAGCACCUUCGGACCACAUGCUUCACCCAUUGUCCCCCAUCACACCACCACUACCAGAGGACUCCCUCCACCCGCUGCUCCACCCUCCAUGUGGCUCUCUGCUGCCCAACGGUCUGGCUUACUCACCCAUGCCCUCGCUGCCGACCAGCCGCUGCAACACCCCUCUUCAGUUUGAAAACAUAUCAUCUCCUGAGGCGUCUCCUGUACAUCGGCCAGAGUCUCUCUCUCCAGAGCCGUGUGGUCAGGCCGACUUUGAGGCUUCACGCCACCAGUUCCCGGACCUGUCCCUUCCCUCCAGUUUGGAAAGCACUGCAGCCAUGGCCUCAGAUGACUUUACGCUUACUGGGAUUGCUUUGGGCCAAGACUCCGAAUGUCCAUCCUCUGCAGGGGCUAGUUCCAUAAACUUUGUGUCGGGUCCUUCCUCUGACUCCCAGAACAGGGAACAGGCCUUCAGGACAGAGUUCAACCUCAUAUACACCUGCUCACCCCUCAACGCAAACCUAGGAAACUCUGUGACAACCGACCGCCGCCUUUCCCAGUUGGAUGAAAGCUACUCCUCAGCAGACUCCUUACACAGUUCCUUAGGUGGCCCGGGCCUGGCAGGAGAUCUGGGCUCGGGUUCCAUGUCACCUUACGGGGAUCCUCAUUAUGGCUCAGGCUACCUCGACAAUAGUACUCCUCCUUACACUGGAAAUCCUCCACAGAAGAAGAAGAAGGUCAACCAGCAUACCAUUAGUCUGCUGACAGGAAAGGCAGAUAACCAGCCUAUAUCUGUGUCUCUGCUGGAAUACCGUAAGAGGAAGCAGGGCAGCGGCCGCGACUCCGACCUGGUCAGCCUGAGCUCCCCGCGCCCCGCCGGCCACACCCACCCCGGACCCCCCCCCCCCGGCCACACCCACCCCGGCCCCCGCUACAGCAAGGGCCCCCGCCACCACCCCUUCUUUCAGCACACGCAGCCCCACCCCCCCGCCUUCCCACAGAUCGAGGAGGUCAGUCCUCCGGACCACCACGGCUUACCGGUCAAAUCCAAAGGCCAAGACAGCAACAACCAAUGGAUGGUGCCCACCACCGUUGAACGUUUAAGGGAAGGCCAGGGGGUUUUGGAGCGGGUUCUGAGGAGCAUAAAGACAGAACGGGUUUACAAACGGAGCGAUGGACCAUCGGAGAGGGAGCCCGACGCAGAUCGAUGUAAAGCGCAAGUAUUGUCGGUGGCUUCCUCCAAAAAGAGUCCGCACAGACACAGCCCCCCCGUUAUCUCACACCAGUCAACAGAGAGCCACAGACAGUGCGAUAGCCCCUCAUUUCUCCAGCAGACCUCUCACUCUCCGUUACCCAGUUCCGUUAGCCCGUCUCCCGGCCAGAGCUUCUACCCGCGCCUGUCGUCCCUCCCCGGGCUGGCCCAGGACUACCCCCAGGCCUCCUACUCCACUGCCCCGGCCUUCUGCGAGUCCAGACCCCCGCUGGACGCCCCGCCCCACCAGCAGAGCGCGGGCAGUAACUGUGAGAAGGCCUACGGCGCCGGCCCCGCUAAAGCCCGUCUGCUGAAGGGCAGCACCCCCCACCCCCACCCCCCCGGCCCGGUCAGAGCGGACCCGGACGGCUCCCCCGCAGGCCUGAGGUCCGGCAGCCCUGGUCAGGCAGGGCUGCUGACCGGCCCCGCCCCCCCCCAGUUCCCCCAGCGGGGGCCGGGCCUCGGCCAGUUCCAGCACUCCCCCCUCCAGGGACCUGGAGUAAGGACGCAGUCAGGAAGCUUUUGA
Molecule: messenger RNA, 4608 nt
Organism: Menidia menidia (Atlantic silverside)
Lineage: Eukaryota; Metazoa; Chordata; Actinopteri; Atheriniformes; Atherinopsidae
Source: the annotation of a GenBank genome assembly